CUACAGGAAGUGGUGUGUUUUUUCAGUCGGUUUUUGCUGUAGCGAUCAAAGCUAACUACAACAAGGUGCAACCUCAGUAACUGUGGAGCUUGAUGAUCCAUACCAGACGACCAACAUGAUCCCUUCAGCAACUUGAUUCGCCAACAUGUUGGCGGACAACUUUUCAAUGUUUGACUGUCAGAAAACGACACCGCCGAGGAAACAUUAGCAGAGCAACAGCAAGUUGAGUAGUAUGCUGGACGUGGGGAAGUGGCCAGUGUUUGCACUCCUUCCUCCUGAGGAACUAAGGCUUAUUCGGCAGGCUUGUGUCUUUGGCAGUGCUGCAAAUGAAGCCCUCUAUGUCACAGUUAAUGAUGAGGUCUUCGCUCUGGGCACCAACUGCAGCGGCUGUUUAGGGCUCGGAGACCUUCAAAGCACAAUCGAGCCGCGCCGGAUUGAUGUCUUGUGUGGAAAGAAGAUUGUGUCCCUAAGCUAUGGAACUGGACCGCAUGUGGUUAUCGCUACAGCAGAUGGAGAGGUGUUCGCUUGGGGCCACAAUGGCUACAGCCAGCUGGGUAAUGGCACCACCAAUCACGGUCUGACCCCUGCCCUGGUGUCCACCAACCUCCUUAGCAAGAGAGUGACAGAGGUGGCCUGUGGCUCCCACCACACUAUUGCCCUCACAACUGAUGGAGAGGUAUACGCAUGGGGUUACAACAACUCAGGCCAAGUGGGUUCAGGGUCUACAGCCAACCAGCCAACACCACGCCGGGUCAGCAGCUGCCUGCAGAACAAAGUGGUGGUUAACAUAGCCUGUGGUCAGCUCUGCUCUAUGGCUGUACUGGACAAUGGAGAGAUCUAUGGUUGGGGCUAUAAUUGCAAUGGACAGCUAGGUUUGGGCAACAAUGGGAAUCAGCAGACCCCAUGCAGAAUCGCUGCUCUCCAAGGUAUCAACAUCGUCCAGGUUGCUUGUGGAUAUGCACAUACACUGGCACUCACAGAUGAGGGCAUGGUUUACGCCUGGGGAGCCAACUCAUAUGGACAGUUGGGAACAGGCAAUAAGAGUAACCAAGCUCUCCCCACCCUAAUAAACAUAGACAAGGAGAGGAUGGUGGAGGUGGCUGCAUGUCACACCAGCCACACGUCAGCUGCCAAGACGCAGAGCGGGCAGGUUCUGAUGUGGGGUCAGUGUCGAGGUCAGGCUGUGGCCAGCCCCCACCUCACCCAUUUCAGCAGCACAGACGAUGUGUUCGCAUGCUUCGCCACACCAGCAGUCACGUGGCACCUCCUGUCAGUAGAUGGCGAUGACUACUUGACUGUUGCCCAGUCUCUGAAGAAGGAGUUUGACAGCCCAGAGAUCUCAGACCUGAAGUUCUUGGUAGAUGGGAAGUGUAUCCAUGUCCACAAAGCCCUGCUGAAAAUCAGAUGUGAGCAUUUUCGUGCACUGCUUAAUGAAACUGAUGAGGAUGCCAUAGAAAUUCACCAGUUCUCAUACCUGGUGUACCGAGCCUUUCUGGAGUACCUCUACACAGACACUAUUAACCUGCCACCAGAGGAUGCUAUUGGGUUGCUAGACUUGGCCACAUUCUACAGAGAGACGAGGCUGAAGAGGCUGUGCCAGGAAACAAUCAAGAGAGGCAUUUCUGAGGAGAACGCCAUCACUCUGCUCUCUGCUGCUGUCAAGUAUGAGGCGCGGGACCUGGAGGAGUUCUGCUUCAAGUUUUGCGUCAACCACCUUACAGCUGUCACACAGACCCAGGCCUUUGCAGACAUGGACCACGACCUGCUCAAGAACUUCAUUAGUAAAGCCAGUCGCUACGGGGCCUUCAAAAACUGACUAGAGCGUCCCUGUAGUGAUGGAUUCAACACGAUGAGGGCUCAGCUCACUGAGGUCCUGAGAGUGGACCUUAGACCAAAGUAAACACGGGCUGAUCAGCACUUUAAAGCCUUGUCGCUGGGGAUGUUAACACUGAAGAGGCAAACAGUUUCAGGUUUCACCCUUUAACUGUCACUGCUCUAAACAUGGUAGUUGCUUGGGGCGUAAAUAAAUAUUGGGUUUGGACGCUGCAGAGGUUCAAUAGGAAGACGUGCCACAGUGGUCGUCUAACUGUUGUCUUUGUGUGACCGACAAUUGGUUUGUCUAAUUGAGUGUCUGAUCUGUUUGAUCAAGCUAGUCAACAGGUGGAUGGGUGCUCACAGUGACAUCCCGCUCAGGCAGUAAGCUAAACAGAAUUCAUCGCAAUACAGGGGUGUGGCGUUGAGGUCGAAGUAAUUUUUUUAUGACACUGCCCUUUAUCAGUUAGCAAAAAAAAUGAUGAAUGUGUAUAUAGUACUGUAGCCAUGAAUUGACCCUUCACAUUGUGCUGCUUUUAUUCGAAGCCUUGAUUCUCAAACUUUGUGGAUUGAGAAGUAGUAUUUAAUGUGGAGAAACAAGGAGUUCUUCUGUUUUUAGAAAAAACGACAACCUACACCUUCUACGAACUCCUAGAAUGUGUAUCUAAACAAUUAUAGUAUCUGUUCUAUUGCAUAAGUCAAUGUUAAAUUUUGCCACUUUGUUUUUAUAUUGCCAUCCAAACUAUUAAUUCCUGAUUGGUGUUUAUUUUGACUAACAUUUGCACUGUUUUGCUGUAGACAGUUACUUUGACCACUGUCAGCAGACUGAUAAAAGAAGGUGCAGUUGCAGAGAUAAAGACAUCCUACCGCAUGUUUACUUGUGUUCAGAUUAACCCUCUCUGUGCAGCUGGAAACAGUGUCUGACUUACACAAGCAUAUUGGUUCCUGUGUAGCCUGUUGGUGAUGUUAGCUGAUUUUACAGUUGUAUUUCAUUGCAAUUUGGUAUGUUUACAAAAGUUUGGUUGUUUAUUGCUUCUUUUUUUAAAAAUGUUUGUAUGUUGGCAGCAAUGUUCUGGAUCUUUUUACAAGUCUUCCUUUAUACCUCUCCCCUGGUAGCACCUCGUGGUAAUGAAAUAAUGCUGGCUUUGUGUAAUUGCCAACUAAUGUGCUGAGUAUAGCCCAAGUCUCAUACAGGACCACACUUUACAUGUAGUCUCCAGAUAA
Centropristis striata (black sea bass) is the source of this 3036-nucleotide messenger RNA. It is a transcript of the gene rcbtb2, whose product is annotated as regulator of chromosome condensation (RCC1) and BTB (POZ) domain containing protein 2. The coding region runs from base 233 to 1816 and encodes 527 amino acids. Gene Ontology annotation, molecular function: protein binding. The transcript has 12 exons. Lineage: Eukaryota; Metazoa; Chordata; Actinopteri; Perciformes; Serranidae. The record is from RefSeq and is a predicted model, not a curated record.